This is a messenger RNA of Arabidopsis thaliana (thale cress), 1742 nucleotides long. It is a transcript of the gene MYB120, whose product is annotated as myb domain protein 120. The coding region runs from base 171 to 1742 and encodes 523 amino acids. Gene Ontology annotation, cellular component: nucleus. Gene Ontology annotation, biological process: anatomical structure morphogenesis; positive regulation of DNA-templated transcription; plant gross anatomical part developmental process. The record is from RefSeq and is marked reviewed. NCBI's taxonomy places the organism in Eukaryota, Viridiplantae, Streptophyta, Magnoliopsida, Brassicales, Brassicaceae. The transcript is spliced from 2 exons.
AAAAAAAAAAAAAAAACAAUUAUUUUCCGAUGGCCGAACUUGGAGGGUGAAUAUCACUUUGUGGGUCCUACCUUUCUCAAAUCCCCCCAAUCAUAAGCCAAAACACAACAAGACGUUAAUAAACACAAACUCUGUUUCUUUCUCUUCUUGAAUCGGCAAGGGAAGAAGCUAUGAUCAUGUACGGAGGAGGAGGAGCAGGGAAGGACGGUGGAUCCACCAAUCACUUAUCAGACGGAGGAGUGAUAUUGAAGAAAGGUCCAUGGACGGCGGCGGAAGAUGAGAUACUUGCUGCGUACGUUAGAGAGAACGGUGAAGGGAAUUGGAACGCCGUUCAGAAAAACACAGGUUUGGCUCGUUGCGGCAAAAGCUGCCGUCUUCGAUGGGCCAAUCACCUCCGACCAAAUCUGAAAAAAGGCUCUUUCACCGGUGACGAAGAACGUCUCAUCAUUCAGCUUCAUGCUCAGCUUGGUAACAAAUGGGCUCGCAUGGCUGCUCAGUUACCGGGAAGAACAGACAACGAGAUUAAGAACUAUUGGAACACGAGAUUGAAACGACUUCUUCGCCAAGGACUUCCUCUUUAUCCUCCAGAUAUUAUCCCUAACCAUCAACUCCAUCCACAUCCACAUCAUCAACAACAACAGCAACAUAACCAUCAUCAUCAUCAUCAUCAACAACAACAACAACAUCAACAAAUGUAUUUUCAACCACAAUCUUCACAACGAAACACACCAUCAUCUUCCCCUCUUCCAUCUCCAACACCAGCAAACGCAAAGUCCUCAUCAUCCUUCACUUUUCAUACCACGACUGCUAACCUCCUCCAUCCACUUAGCCCUCACACUCCAAACACACCAUCUCAACUCUCUUCCACACCGCCUCCACCACCACUUUCCUCUCCUUUAUGUUCCCCUCGCAACAACCAAUACCCGACCCUUCCCCUCUUUGCCCUCCCGCGUUCCCAAAUCAACAACAACAACAACGGAAAUUUCACUUUCCCUAGACCUCCACCUCUCCUUCAACCGCCUUCAUCACUCUUCGCAAAACGUUACAACAAUGCUAACACUCCUCUUAAUUGCAUCAACCGCGUCUCAACCGCACCAUUUUCCCCUGUUUCAAGAGACUCCUACACUUCCUUUCUUACAUUGCCUUACCCUUCCCCAACCGCUCAAACCGCUACUUACCACAAUACUAAUAACCCUUACUCUUCCUCUCCUUCCUUCUCUUUAAACCCUUCUUCUUCUUCUUACCCUACAUCAACUUCUUCCCCAAGCUUUCUUCACUCCCAUUACACUCCUUCUUCCACCUCAUUUCAUACCAACCCAGUUUACUCCAUGAAACAAGAGCAGCUCCCUUCAAACCAAAUUCCCCAAAUAGAUGGCUUCAAUAACGUCAACAACUUCACAGACAACGAGAGACAGAAUCAUAACCUUAACAGUUCCGGUGCUCAUAGAAGAAGUAGUAGCUGCAGCCUCUUAGAGGAUGUCUUCGAAGAGGCCGAAGCUUUAGCCUCUGGAGGCAGAGGCCGACCUCCAAAACGAAGACAACUCACAGCUUCUCUUCCGAACCACAACAACAACACCAACAACAACGACAACUUCUUCUCGGUUAGUUUCGGACAUUAUGAUUCUUCUGACAACUUAUGUUCCUUGCAAGGUAAAACUAAAACCACUUACAACACUUCAAAUCUAAACUACUCUUCUCUCCAAGUAAAAUGUAAAAUGUUUAUGAUCAAAACGCAGAUUUGA